GUCAAAGUUCCAAAAACAUUAUAGCACAUAAAUUUUAAUCAAUAUGAUUAGGGAUGGCUCCUAUCAAGCGGAAUUCGAAGACUUUCUGAGGAAUACCUGCUUAGAAAAUUUAGAAAAUGAGGCUAGUCUUGGUGUGGGUAAUGUUAACAAAGGUGAAGUGUUGUUCAAGCAGCUGCUUUUCCAAAAGGAGCUCACACCAAGUGAUGUAGGCAAGCUAAAUAGACUUGUGAUCCCCAAGAAAUAUGCCAUUAAGUAUUUGCCCCGCAUUCCUGAAGAGUCCUUGGAGGAGAAGGAAAGUCACGAGGAUGGGAUGGUAGAUGGCAUGGAGAUGGAGUUCCAUGAUCAUUCAAUGAGGUCAUGGAAGUUUCAGUAUAGUUACAGGAAGAGCAGCCAGAGCUUUGUAUUCACUAGGGGUUGGAGUCAGUUUGUCAAGGAAAAAGGACUUAAGGCAAAUGACACCAUUGCUUUCUACUUAAGCAAGCGGAGAGAUGUUUCAAACAAGAAGGAUGCUGAAGUUUUUUCAAUGAUCGAAGUUGUAGAAGACAAUAGCGGAUUAUUGAUUGAGGGUGAGGGUGCAGAACAUUCAUUUCUUGGGGUGAAUUUUGGCAAGGAUUGCCAUAAACAAGUUGAAGCUGGCGAGGAAGAAGAUGGUGAAACAGUCAUGGAAGAAGCCAGCAAUGAAAUUCCCAAGGCUGCCAAUUCAGGUUUUAGGCUAUUUGGAGUGCAAAUCAUAUGAUCUGA
Messenger RNA from Humulus lupulus (European hop), 741 nucleotides. RefSeq names its product AP2/ERF and B3 domain-containing transcription factor At1g50680-like. The coding region runs from base 44 to 736 and encodes 230 amino acids. The transcript has a single exon. The record is from RefSeq and is a predicted model, not a curated record. Lineage: Eukaryota; Viridiplantae; Streptophyta; Magnoliopsida; Rosales; Cannabaceae. Gene Ontology annotation, molecular function: DNA binding; DNA-binding transcription factor activity.